Molecule: messenger RNA, 2721 nt
Organism: Klebsormidium nitens
Lineage: Eukaryota; Viridiplantae; Streptophyta; Klebsormidiophyceae; Klebsormidiales; Klebsormidiaceae
Source: the annotation of a GenBank genome assembly
CAUGAAAGCAGGGCGUAUUCUGCUUUUUAGGCGCGGUUGCACGUACUGUUGUGGUGCGCAACUGAAGCUUACGUCACACCUGCUAAACGACCGUGUGCUUCGGAAGGGGCGCAAAUUCUUGUCACAGCUGGGGGGACGCAAGGAGAGAGCUGAAACCGCGGAAGGAGCUCUGCGCAGCGCAGACAAGCCGAAGAAGGGGGGCAAAACAGGGACGGUGUGCCAUCGGUUUGUUGGAGGACAAUUUGCAGACGCGGUCUGUCCGUGAACAGGCGGUGCACUGACUGCGAUUGUCGGGUUUACCCAAUUAAGGACAGGUCUGGUGCUAGUAGGCGGCCGUGCAGGCAACAUGGGGAUCAAUUAUGCAGCUUCUCUGCUGGUGCUCCUGCUGCUAGUGGGUCAAUCAAGCGCGUUCUACCUGCCGGGAGUGGCUCCUCAAGAUUUUGACAAGGAUGAUGAGGUGACAUUGAAAGUUAACAAGCUGACGUCCACAAAGACCCAGCUUCCCUAUGAGUAUUACUCCCUCCCAUUCUGCAAGCCAGACCGCAUCAUAAACAUGGCUGAGAACCUCGGAGAGGUGCUCAGAGGUGACCGGAUUGAGAACUCCCCUUACAAGUUCUACAUCCGGAGGGACGAGCAGUGCAAUGUGAUCUGCAAGAUUGACAAGCUGCCCAAGCAUGAUGCAGCAAUCUUCAAGGACAAGAUUGAGGACGAAUACAGGGUCAACAUGAUUCUGGACAAUCUUCCAGUGGCUAUGGUAAAGGUCCGCACAGAGAACGGGAACAGCUUCAAAACAUACGAAAGGGGUUAUCCUGUUGGGUUCAAAGCUGCCAUUGAGGAGGGUGGCGAGGAGAAGUAUUUCAUCCACAACCAUCUCCGCUUCACUGUGCUGUUCCACAAGGAUUAUGACAGCAACCUGGCCCGCCUUGUUGGCUUUGAGGUUGAGCCUUUCAGUGUGAAGCAUGAGUACGAGGCUCCAUGGGACGCCCUGAAGCCCCACCUCCAGACCUGCAACCCCGGCAGCAUGACAUAUGUCACCCACGGGCUCAGCCCGCAGAUCGUGGAGGAGGACGAGGAGAUUAUCUUCAGUUACGAUGUCAUCUACAAGAUCAGCGACAUCAAGUGGGCCUCCCGCUGGGAUACAUACCUGCUGAUGACCGACGACCAGAUCCACUGGUUCUCCAUCAUCAACUCGCUCAUGAUCGUGCUCUUCCUCUCGGGCAUGGUCGCCAUGAUCAUGAUGCGCACUCUUCACCGGGACAUCUCCAAGUACAACCAGCUCGAGUCCCAGGACGAGGCUCAGGAGGAGACCGGCUGGAAGCUGGUGCACGGUGACGUCUUCCGGCCCCCCAACAACGCGGGCCUGCUCUGCGUCUACGUCGGCACGGGUGUGCAGUUCUUCGGCAUGACGCUCAUCACCAUGGUCUUUGCGGUGCUGGGCUUCCUCUCCCCCGCCAACCGCGGCGGCCUCAUGACGGCCAUGCUCCUGCUCUGGGUCUUCAUGGGCCUACUCGCCGGCUACUCCGGCGCGCGCCUCUACAAGGUCUUCAAGGGCACCGAGUGGAAGAAGAUCACGCUCCAGACCGCGUUCCUCUUCCCGGGCAUCGUCUUCGGCACGUUCUUCGUCCUCAACUGCCUCAUCUGGGGGGAGAAGUCGUCGGGCGCGAUCCCCUUUGGCACCAUGUUCGCGCUCGUCUUCCUCUGGUUCGGCAUCUCCGUGCCGCUUGUGUUCAUCGGGAGCUACUUCGGGUUCAAGAAGCCUGCGCCCGAGGACCCCGUGCGCACCAACAAGAUCCCGCGCCAGAUCCCGGAGCAGGCCUGGUACAUGCGGCCCGUGUUCUCGGUGCUCAUCGGGGGCAUCCUGCCGUUCGGCGCCGUCUUCAUCGAGCUGUUCUUCAUCCUGACGUCCAUCUGGCUGCACCAGUUCUACUACAUCUUCGGGUUCCUCUUCAUCGUGUUCCUCAUCCUCAUCGUGACGUGCGCGGAGAUCACGAUCGUGCUGUGCUACUUCCAGCUCUGCAGCGAGGACUACCACUGGUGGUGGAGAGCGUACAUGACCAGCGGCUCCAGUGCGCUGUACCUGUUCCUGUACGCGACUUUCUACUUCUUCACCAAGCUGGAGAUCACAAAGCUGGUGUCGGGCGUGCUGUACUUCGGGUACAUGACCAUGAUUUCGUACUCCUUCUUCGUGCUCACGGGCACCAUUGGGUUCUACGCCUGCUACUGGUUCGUCCGGAUCAUCUACGGGUCGGUGAAGAUAGAUUAAGCGGCCCUUCUUCUGUAAAGGUUUAAGUGUGACGGUGUGGAAGGGACGGAAGUCAGCAAUUCAAUGAAGACCGAGCAGCUCUCUGAGCUGGGGCAGUCUCCCGCUAGGAACCUCUCUGACCUUCGUUGGAUACUAGUAGCUCUUUCCAAAUACUGUUGGGUUUAUCCAAGCGGGAUUGUAGAUGUAAGCUGCUGUUGUGGCUAGAUCUGCACUACUGCACCCUUCUGGUCAUUGCCUCGACUUGCAAUCAACGACAAACCUCUUUUAGAACCCUCACGAGUGUUGGGACAAACUUACACCUGAUUUACUUUGACUGCGCCAAGAUUUGUACACAUCCUGUGGCCGACUAUGUGCAUUGAGCGGUGCAGCCAGGCUGCAGACUUAAGCUGCAAAAAGGCAGCUUGCAAGGCCGCCAGAGACUGCAAAUAUUGCAAGCGCGGAUUGCUUGAACGUCUGGC